AUGUGGAGUGUGAUUUGGUUACUUGGGACGGUUUCAAGCGUUUUCGGUGCUGCAGGAAAUGGGGUGAUUAAUUUUGGUGGUUUUAUGUGUCCACGUGAGGAAAAAGCACUGGGUGGCUGUCUCAAAGAUGCUUUAAAUACAUAUAUCCCACAGCUGGCCACAGGAGUGCCCGAGUUCGGUGUGCCGCCAUGCGAGCCUCUGUUGGUGCCAUCCCUGUCCGUCCAGCAAUCCACUGGACCAAUAUCUGUGACGUCAUCGUAUUCGGAAGUAACAGUGCGUGGCCCAUCCACGAUGCGCGUCAGAGACGUUAAGGUGGACGCGAAGAACCAAAAGGUGAUAGCCAAGAUAUUCAUCCCUGAAUUGAGAAUGAAGGGCCAUUACAAUCUGGCUGGUCAUCUUUUGAUGAUUCCCAUCGAGGGCGAAGGCAAAUUCUCAGCAAAAUAUGGUGACAUUAAUGUGAACGUGACGAUUGUGUUGGGACGUUUGCCUCGCGCUAAUGGGAAGGACGUCUUGUCUUGCAAGCAACUCGAUGUUAAGUUCCAAGUGGGCUAUGCAUCUGUGGAACUCGAGAACCUUUCCGACAGUGAUAAUGACUUGGGUGUGGCAAUGAACAAAUACCUCAACGAGAACUGGCAGAAGCUUGCGGACGAGUUACAAACACCCAUGGAGGAUGCCCUGCAUGACUUCCUGAAGCCACUGGCUGACCACGCCUUCGCCACCUUAGACGCCGACGAUAUACUAUUACCUUGA
Chilo suppressalis (striped riceborer) is the source of this 750-nucleotide messenger RNA. The record is from the annotation of a GenBank genome assembly. NCBI's taxonomy places the organism in Eukaryota, Metazoa, Arthropoda, Insecta, Lepidoptera, Crambidae.